GCCACCGUAGUGACAAUUUGUACUAAUUUUUUGCUAUCUGUUUCUCCCCCAAAAAUUUGUUUACUCAAUUGUUUUCAAAGAAAACUUCAACAAAUAUAAAGUAAAAAGGCAAAAAAUUCAGCAGAGGAGAGUGGAGAGAUGGCUCACGUGCAAUACGUCGAUGGGCUGAUACGGGAGUACAUGCUCUUCCGGGGAUUUUCAAAUUCCCUCAAAGCAUUCGAUACGGAGCUGAAGAAUGACAAAGACAAAAGCUUCCGUGUGGACAAAAUAAUCGAUAAAAUCACCCAUUCAAUAAAUAUCCAAGAUCUCGCUGCUCUACGAGAGAUCUGGGCACAUCUGGAUGGUAUCCUGUUCACAAAACUCGAGCACUCCUACACAGUGGCUGUCAAGAAGCUGGAAUCUGGGAUACUGAAGCUGUACCUCGUCACAGCGUUCAGUGCCAAUAAGCUGGAGAAGAUCACGGAGUUCUUUAGUAAAUUAGCUCCUGAACUACAGAAUCAACCCGAAUGGAAGGAAUGGUUCUUAUUUCCAUUCUGCAAGAAUCCAGAUGAACAUUCCGUUUUUGGGGUUUGCUUCACAAAGCAGUGGCAGGAUACCCUUAUAAUUUCCCUCCAUAACUUCCUGGCCACAAUAUUCCAGUGUAUGCCACAGCCAACGCUUAUUCGUGCAGAAACGGAAGCAUCAAUGAUAAAGAAGUUGCAGGAUGAGAAUGCCUCGCUAAGGAGUCGCCUGCAGGCACUCUCCAUAGCCAGUCCACAAGCAGCAUCCUCAUCUGGGGCUUCAACAUCCCAUCAAUCACGCAUUUCAGCUUUCACGGACCAGAAAAGCUACGAUUCCAACAGACAGAGAGCAUCAGGAUCCUCCCAAACGGCUAAAGGGGGCACUUCGCAGAAUCCCCUCAAUGAUGUCGUGCCCUUUGACAUUCCCCCACCAACUCACAUAAUCGAUGACUUCUACAUCAUUGCCCAGGAGACGCUAAAUCUCGGCCAGAGUGCUGACAUCCAAGCCAAAGGGUUCAAGUCCCUCAUUCGCAACAUGAACAUCGGUACCGGAGGUAGCCCCGUAAUGGGACGAAAGGAUGAUAGGAACAAAAAGAGAUCCGGAAGUGUGGGCAGCCGUACGUGGAUGCACAGGGAAUAGAGCAAACAUACCAAAACAUCAUGGAAUUCCCAAAAAUUAAUUUAAAAACCAAAAUCAUUCAGAAAUCUCAUCAAAUAAAUAAAUAUCCGUUGAUAAUUUGAA
This is a messenger RNA of Lutzomyia longipalpis, 1242 nucleotides long. RefSeq names its product WD repeat-containing protein 91. The transcript is spliced from 2 exons. Gene Ontology annotation, biological process: early endosome to late endosome transport. Gene Ontology annotation, molecular function: protein binding; phosphatidylinositol 3-kinase regulator activity. The record is from RefSeq and is a predicted model, not a curated record. Lineage: Eukaryota; Metazoa; Arthropoda; Insecta; Diptera; Psychodidae. Gene Ontology annotation, cellular component: extrinsic component of endosome membrane; late endosome membrane; early endosome membrane. The coding region runs from base 139 to 1140 and encodes 333 amino acids.